This is a messenger RNA of Polyodon spathula (Mississippi paddlefish), 5212 nucleotides long. RefSeq names its product leukemia inhibitory factor receptor-like. The coding region runs from base 295 to 3804 and encodes 1169 amino acids. Gene Ontology annotation, biological process: cytokine-mediated signaling pathway. Gene Ontology annotation, cellular component: external side of plasma membrane; signaling receptor complex. The record is from RefSeq and is a predicted model, not a curated record. NCBI's taxonomy places the organism in Eukaryota, Metazoa, Chordata, Actinopteri, Acipenseriformes, Polyodontidae. The transcript has 21 exons. Gene Ontology annotation, molecular function: cytokine binding; cytokine receptor activity.
UCCUGUGGUGUCGCCACUGAGGGCCCUCUGACACUUUUUUUUUUUUUUUUUGUAAUCUUUCUAAGGAGUAUUGUUCUGCCUUCAGUUACAGUAUACACUUUUGUUUCGGGUACAGUGGUGGUUACAGAGAACGAGGAAAGAAAAACGUAGGGCAUAAUGUUCAAACAAAAAAAAAACUAAACGAUAUCUGACAUAUAUUGCUGUUGCAACACUGGUGACCGGAAAGUGAACGGGGAUUCGGUGGGCUAUGAUUUGGUGAUUCUCUACUUUGGGCAGUGGACUGUAAAGCAUAUAAUGCUGCUUAAACUGCACUUGCAGACCCUGCUGACCACAGUCCUGCUUUUAGCGCUGCAGGUGGACGUGAGUGAAGAAGGUGAAUGUGGCUAUCUGUCUGUCACUAAACCUGUUCUCAGUGUCGGCUCAAGUCUCUCUGCUACCUGCCACUUAUGUAAGGAAGAAACUGCAUCAUGGGAAUACGCUGGCAGUCUGGUGUCUCCCCAGCUGUACUCCCAGAUUAAUAGCACAGUGAGCACACUGACUCUGCAUAGUCUUACAUUGACCAGCAGGGAAGGAGAGAACCUGACAUGUCUCUCCAGUAAGGGGGAGAGCUAUUCUCAAUUGAUACAGACUGGGUAUUCUCCUAAGGCUCCCACGGACCUGGAGUGCGUCACACAUGACAUGCUAACGUUCAUCUGUUCUUGGAGUGCUGGAUCCGAAACAAACCUGAAAACCUCCUACAAAAUCUGUUACAAGCCAACUCGCUGUGAGAGUGUCGAACGAAAUGUAAGUGGAAAAAUAACCCUGCCUCUGAUUGAAGCAGUACAAAUACACAUAACUGCAGUAAAUACGCUUGGAUCAGCCACUGCGACCUUUCAAGUGACCAGAAAGGAUAUUACAUUUAUUCCACCUGUGCCUCAGAAUGUUAAAGUUGUGCCAGAUUUUUCAUCACAAACCUUGUCUUUGAAAUGGACUGGUGCUGUCUCAGCACUUGCCUUUCCCACAGCCAUUGUAUUUGAGAUUCAAGUUCUCUGGACGGAAAAGAUGAAGAUUAUACACACUGAGAGUUAUCCAGCACAAUUCGAUAACCAAAAUAAAACCUUUCAUUGGAGCUGGUUCUCUGACAUGCCAUUGAGUUGCACCUCACACUCUGUGAGAAUUCGAUCCAUCAGCACUGAUGUUUUAAUGAAUUCAAAAAACGGCAGCAGUGACUGGAGCAAACUGCAAACUAUUCCAGGGGCUGAUGACUCAAAAAGUGUCAUGUUUCCAGAGGAUAAAGUUGUGAAUGUAGGCACCAACAUGACAUUUUGCUGUGUUGCUGGGAAUGGUGAACGUAUUAAAACUAUGUCCUAUGGUGCUGAACAUCUGCCCUGCAGUGAAGUCGGGAAGAGGAGCAAGGCAAUCACCAAGUAUAACCUGCCCCCUUCAAAUCCCAGUGGGACAAAUGUCAUGUGUGAAUUGGAUCCUUUUGAUUUUGUUGGGACUGUUGUGUUUGUAGGAUAUCCACCAGAUGAUCAACAGCUAGAAUGUGAAACACGCGACUUGCAGAAUAUUCACUGCCACUGGAGCCCUGGUAGACAAACCAUGUUAUUAGGAGGGCGUAGAACGUUCUACACCCUCACAGAAAGGUUUUCUGGAAAAAACACUUCAUGUCCCCGGGCUAAUGAUGUUGAUCCCAAUGGUGAUAAAUACAAGUGCAGCUUUCCUGUGAUCAGUGGCCAGCAAAUGUAUAAAUUUCUGUUGAAGGCUAAAAAUCCUUUGGGAGAAGUCGAGACCAGUUACACGCUGAACCUGUAUACCAGAGUGUAUCCAUAUAGUCCCAGUAAGGUGAUGGUGCGUUGUAUUGGCUCUAGAGAAACUGAGCUUUUCUUGUCCUGGGGAGUGAGUUACAAAAAGUUGACCUCUCUCUGUCAGUUUGAGAUUAUAACUAAUAAUAAGGAGAAAGAACUGAGGAAUUUUACUUUACCUGGCCAAGAAGCAAAUGCACUUUCUAGAGUUGCUGUAGAGCAGUUAUAUCCAGACACAUCCUACAGCUUCCGCACUCGUUGUGCAUCUGCAGAGCAUUUUUGGAAGUGGAGUAGCUGGAGUGAAAGUAAAACAUGUAAAACUGAGGAAGAGGCUCCAACAAAAGCUCUGGAUGUUUGGAGAGAGAUUAAAAGGACUGAGUAUGGUCAAAACGUAUUUGUCAAAUGGAAGCCUCUUCCCCACUCUGAUGCGAAGGGCACCAUUGUGAAAUAUGAAAUAACCUGGAAGGAUAUGAAUGAAGUUGGUGAGCAGUCAGUGUUUGCUCCUGUGUCUACCAACAACACAGAGCUGCACCUAAACUUCAGCGAUUACAUCAUCUCGGUUAGAGCGAUCAAUUCAGCUGGCUCCUCUCCUACUUCUCAGAUCAGGAUCCUAGGACUGCUUGAAGAACAAGCUGCUGAACCAACUAGAAUUUCUGGCACGCCAAGUGGCUUUAACCUGAGCUGGUCUGCUGACACCAAUGAGACCUGCGGGUAUAUUGUGGAAUGGUGUCUUUUUCCAGACACAUCGGAUUGCAGUUUGCAAUGGGAAAGAGUCCCACCCAAAACAACCCACGCAGUGAUAACAUCAGAUGGCUUCAGACCUGGUGUGAGGUAUUCUAUUUCUGUCUAUGGAUGUUCACAGCACAAAGAGUACCUUUUGGAGAAGAUGGUUGGGUACACACAGGAGUUGGCCCCAAGACGGGCUGUGAAGGUAAAAGCAGAAGCAAACUCUUCACAUACUGUCACUCUGCGGUGGGAGGACAUUCCGGUGCGGGAUCGCCAGGGUUUCAUCAGAGGAUAUAGGGUGUACUAUGUCCCGCAGGUCAACUACAGUGCCAGAUCCCAGAAAUCAGUAGGCAUUAAAGAAGUGAUAAACAUCACAGAUCCUGAUGCCAGGAAUGUAACAGUGACAAAUCUCCAGAGCUCUACAUAUGAAUUCACAGUUAGGGCUUAUACAGCUGGUGGAGAGAGCAUUGGAGAACCUAUCAAUGUCAACUUGGUCGACAGCCCUUUGGGGUUAAUUCUUGCGAUUCUCAUCCCACUGGGGACUACCUGCUUCUGCGGGAUUCUUUUAGGGAUCUUCUGUUAUACCAAGAGGAAUUGUGUGAAGGAGACUUUCUAUCCUGAUAUCCCCAAACCAGAGAUACAUGGGGAACAAUGGUCUGUUGGAGAGGGAAGGAGCAGUAACCCAACUUUUGAUGUGAAGCCUUUUAUUCCUGACAAAGUUCGGAUCAUAGAAAGUGUGCCUGGUAAAGAUGUAGAAGACUCCGAUAUAUGCAAAGUGGAAAUUAAUAAUGGUGACAGCGAGCAGAUUGAUGACAACUGCUGUGAUGCAUCCACCAAUCCCAUGCUUCCAUCGUACUAUCCCCAGAUUGUUGACUCUUACAAAGCUUCAUCAGAUAGCUCAAGUGGGUCCAUGGAUUCCUGUGCCACCCAGGUUACCUAUAGUGACAUUCAGCCACCGUCCACUGGAUUAGUAAAUAACCUGGAAGUCAUUUCAGACGCUGGAUACAAGCCACAAAUGAGACCGCAUGUGCCUCUUGUAGAUGUGAGUCACACUCCUAAUCCACAGCAUCUUGAUCUUCCAGAACACAGUGAGGGUUACCAGCCACAGGUAAAAGUAAGCAACUGGAGCUUGGAAUCUCCUGAGGUGGAUGAGGCCAGUGCAUGUAUCGGCAGCCCCACCUCUCUCAACUCCACUCAGUUCCUGCUGCCUGAUCAGGCUUCAGAGGAAGGCCAGUCCUCCCGGUCGAGCAGCUGGAAGUUCUCUAACUUCAUGUCCAAUGCACAGAAACGUUAACCCAUUCUAUGGAAUUGAAACAGCUGAGAGCGCAGCUAAAAGAGUGCCAGUUCCACAGAAUUGGCCACAGAAAGACUUUUCUACCGAGAAUGUGAAAUUCAGAUCUAUGUACCAGUCCACAUACGCCUCAGCUUUCGCAUUUCAAGCUUUGUCCUAACCCGUUCUUUAAUUGUUUUCCCAUAGUUUAAAUAUGUACUAUAUUAGGGCUAUAUAGUCUUAAUACAGUACAAAUAGGGUAUGUGAAUGUGGAUAAAUAACAAAGUGAAACGUUAUAAACCUCAUGGUUUGAGUUGUCAUUAUCCCACUAGUCGAUGCCCUUCAACGCAAAUGGGACUUAGGACCUUGAAUCUCACAGCAAUUCAAUUUAAACAACCAAUCCAAAAUAUAACCUAAAAACACCAUUUAAAAAUGUCUAUAUACUGCACACAAACAUAGGUUUAUGAUAUAAUUAAUGUGGCUUCUGCUUUUGGAUGUCAAUGUUUUAAAUAUGGUUAUAUAUUUGGUUGGGACUGUCCAUAGAAUAGCCAAUAGAUCAGGGAAUGAACAACAUUUUUUUUUUUUAAACCAACUUCAGACUGUACACUGCUGCUAGCUAGCAUGACUGACUGAGGCAGUUAGGAUAAGCUGUAGUAUUCUUAUAAUACCUACUUGCAUGCCGCUCUUUUGUCUGUGCCAUUUCAGAGCAUCUUUAUUUUUUAUUAGAUGCAUGAUAUGCAUGGUUGUUCAAGCUGAAUUAAAAGGGAGAUGUUAGAACAGUAUCACAUAUUUUAGUUAAGAUUCAUUGUUGUGGUCUUCUUUACUGAUCUAAAUUUUGCCGGUCUUUUAACUCGAGGUGAUGUAUUUACUGUUUUAUGUGUUGCAGUGUUUUAAAAAGAAUAGCUUGUUACAUUGAGUGUGAUGGAGAAAUAAAAACAGAACAAGAGCAAAGAUAUAAUUUUUUGUUUUAAAUGUAUACUAUAGUGUUGGUGGCACAUUUGCCGUUAGCAAAGAGGGCUAUCUGUUCCCAAUGCAAUAGCGAGCUUAGCACAAAGCGCAGAAUAUCAAGAUUCAUUCAAAGUUUGUAUAUUGAUAACAGUGUGUUUUGUUUUAAGUUUAAGUACAUCCACAGUAUUUCCACCACUUAAUCCUCUGGUGUCUACAUAAACGUUAAUUAAAAAAGAGAUCUCUGUAAAUAAAUACUGGACAUUUAGAUUUAGAUUAUAGUAAGGAAUUGACUCAACGAAAGAGGGAUGUAUUCAGUAUUGGGGGUAAAGUUAAGAAUUAUAUCAGAUUUGCAUUUUGAUUCCCCAUUAGAGAUGUUCAUUUAGACCAGGGUUUUCCAAUCCAGGGUUUCCCAAUCUCACUGUGUCUGCUGGUUUUCAUUCCAGCUGUUCUCAGUUACUUAAUUAAACCCUUAAUUGAAUUGAUA